AUAUUUAUUGUAGUGCCUUGAUCUAUCUCUUCGAUUGUUCGCAUCUAGCAUCUGUCGAAUCCGGUCACUAAAUGAUAGCCGCUGUAAAUAAUGGCAAAGGACUUCGAGGCAAAAUUGCCGCGGGGAGACAUUCUCCCGUCCCGUUCCACUUACGCGGGCAUUAAGAGACAAUCGUGAUUAUGUGCGCGAAGCUGCAUCCCGCGCGAGCACCAUUUCUUCCCUCUCCAAAUCAUGAUGAGGCUCGCAAUCCUCCUCGUCCUCGCGAUCGACCUGGCGAAUAGCCAGCUCAACUACGAGGGAAAUCCGUUUACUGAGUACACCGAAUACAUCGCGGAAGAGAGCAAUCUUUCCGAGAGAGCAGCUAAGAAAAAUGACGUUUCAAUCGACCUCCCCAACCCUGAAGUAUCGUCUCAUUCUCAGAAGUUAUAUCCGAUCGUAGAAUCCGAAAGCGAUGGGCGUUCACAGCAAGCGGUGGAAACCAAUAGUCUUCUCAAAUCACAGAUUUCAUCUUCGGUUCAAACCUUUCAAUCAAAUACAUCUGCUCGACAGUUUCAAGAUUCUUCUGGAAACACACCGAUCAGCCAGGCGGAGGUCGCGCUGAACACAUUCUUAAACUCCAAGACACCCGAGGAAUCUCGCUUAUCUCUCGAUCAUUAUCUCCGUAGUCAACAGUCGCCGGAGGUUCAAUCGCGAUCUUCGGAUGCAAUCAUCAAUCAGGAGUCAUCGAAGUCAAUUGAGCCCCUCAAUCCUCAACCAAUUUCCCACAUCGAGCAACAACAGUUGCUAGUCCCUCAAGUAAACCAGCAACAAGUGCAGCAGACGUCACAGAUAGACCAAGUCCAGUUGGUGCCACAACUAGUGCCGCAGGUCGAUCAGCGGGAACAACUGUUGCCGUCUGUUGGUCAGACUUACGGCUAUAUGGGACAACCAGCCUUGGUACAGGCGGUACAGCCCAUAAUCAGAGCACCAGCUGGAGUUGUCCUGGCACAGAAAAUGCUGCAACCAGUGCCACUCGUACCCGCUUUCCCAACCAGGAACGAUAUGAUAACGCCGGCAAUGUGGCGAGAGAGAAUGAGAAGGCUACGCGGGAAACCGUUUCCCUUCGCUCAACCUAGAAUAGGGCCGACAUUGUAUCAAGGGCCAAUCGCAGUUCCUUUCAAGGCCAAAGCACCGAUGGAAGUGAUCUACACGAAACCACCGGGUCUUCACCGAGGACCGCCUAUUCUCAGCAACCCACCGGUUCCCUAUGAAGACGCGAGCUCCUGGUUUCCCGAUUCCGAUCAACCGCCUUCCCACAAGGACGUCUAUUAUUCGCAAUUGUACUCACAGUCCUACGAUCCUCACUAUUACAACUACAUCGCCGCGACCGGUAAGGUCCGGCCGUAUUUAUACGGAAAGUUAGGCAAACAUCAAGAAGAACAGGAGGACGGUAUCUGGACGGAGCUAUAUCGCGGCUUCAAGAAGCAUGGUCUGAGAAAUAUCAUGACGCCAACUUUCCUGUUGGGCAUGACGCUACCAGUGGUGACUCUGAUGCUCUCCGCCCUCGUACAGAAGCGAUCCCUCGCGCGAUCUGACAAUGCGAGGGAGUUAGACCAGGAAGAAGUUUUGCAAGAAUACCUCGAGAGAUUGCAGAGGGCGAUUGAGUGUUACGGUAGGAAUUCCCGAGGCGAGAAACUAGACGAAUGCUAGAAUCAAGGAUGUGUCUACCUGUUAUGAGUAUCGAGAGAUAUACGCGUAAAAAGUAGCCCAGUUAGCGUUGACAGUUGCAUUUAAUUAUCCAGACAAUAAAAAAAUGUAAAAAUUUUUAAUAUUUUUGGCACUCAAACUACUUUAAUAUUCAAACCAUUUAUACAUUGAUAUCAGAAUAUCGGACUCUUUCUCUGUCAUCAUCUCGCAUUUUCAUUUUAU
Molecule: messenger RNA, 1908 nt
Organism: Trachymyrmex cornetzi
Lineage: Eukaryota; Metazoa; Arthropoda; Insecta; Hymenoptera; Formicidae
Exons: 3
Coding region: 232-1689 (485 amino acids)
Source: RefSeq, a predicted model, not a curated record